AUGUCUUUAGCUAGAAAGUGGUGGGAUAAAAAUGAAUCAACUACCAAAAGGUAUUCAUCUGCCGAUAUACAGCCUAUUGGUGAAUAUUUACAAGAGAAAUUUUCUCAUGGAGUCGAUUAUAAUAUGAAAAUUGUUAUACGCGGUGAUCGUAAUGUUGGAAAAUCAGCUUUACUUUCGCGCUUGAAGGGUGAACAGUUUAAAGAAGAAUACAUCCCAUCCAAUGAGAUUCAAUUGGCUAACAUUCAUUGGAAUCAUCAGAAUUCCCAAAGUGUAAUUAAAGUAGAAGUUUGGGAUGUUGUUGAUAAAGGCAAACCUAGGAGUAGUGCUUCAAAAGGCUUGAAGUUUUUCAACAAACUAACAAAAGGCCAACAUGUUAUCAAUAUUGGUGGACAGGCUGGAAAUAUUGAACCAUGUCUAGAUGCAAGUUUUAUUAAUGUCUACAAAGGUGCACAUGGUGUUAUCUUAAUGAUGGAUAUGACAAAAUCAUCGACAUUUGAAUAUGUAUGUCGUGAACUUGUACAAAUUCCUCCAAAACUGCCCAUAUUAAUUAUGUCAAAUUUCCAUGAUAUACAAGAACAACGUAAAAUCACUGAAGAACAAGUUCAAAUGUUCCUCAAUGAUUCCAUUAUGCAAUCAAAUCAGUAUAAUGUUACAUCUGAUGAAAAAUUCAAUGAAUUAUCAAGAAAUAUUUAUGUACAAAAGAGUUCAUCAUCAGAUCCGAUUCGCUCUAUCCCCGUACAAUAUUGUGAAUCUUCAAUGAAAACCGGUUUAGGUUUGAUGUAUGUGUAUAAAUUCCUGAAUAUACCAUUUUUAUGUCUACAACGUGAUGUACUACAAUAUCAAUUGAAACGUAAUUAUGACGAAAUGAUCCAUGUUUUAUAUGAGUUAAGUCCAAAAACUGAUAAUCAGACACCAGAACAACGUUUUAGUUAUAUCGAUUCUGGUCAGAAGAGAACAACUGAUGAAUCGUCAUCAUCACGAACGUGUUCUUCUUCUUUUUCUGUGAUAAAAGAGAAUGUCGUAAACUUUCCAAUUAAAUUAACUGAAUCAAAUAGGACAACAGUAAUCUCUUUCAACCCAUCCAAUAUGAAUAAUGAAAAUAAUUUUGAUGAUAAUCAGACUAAUGUUCACAUGAAAAGAGAUGAAUACAAGACUAAUGAAAUCAAUGAACAGUUGAAACAGAAUCCAAUGGUGAUAGCAUUCAGUGAAGAAAUUGAUCCUGCUGAUAAUGAAAUAUAUUAUCUUAAUAACAAUACUAUUAGUAUUACUAAUAAUAAUCAUUCAGAAUCACCUACGGGGUCGUAUGCAACGUUUACUCCGAGUAGUGAUAAUGACAAUAAUGUUUUUAAUAUUAAUGAUGAUAAUUUACAUUUCGAAAGUAAUAAAAAAUUAUCCCAUGAAAUAAUGGAUGAAUUAAAGUUGAAGUUACGCUUAGAACAAUGUCACUCUCAUGGGAAAAAAGUUAAUUUGGAUCAUUCAAAUCAGUUCAAUAGCUCCGAAUUAAAAAUUGUAGAUGGCACGAUGAAAAGUUCUGGACAACUGAGAAAAUCUGAGUCUAGACAAAAUAAGAACACAAACGAACAGGAAAGUGUACUUCGUACGAACUUAAAAAACGAUAAAGAUUUGUCAAUAUCUAAUGAAAAUAUAAUUAUACUAUCUACAGAUGAUGAUGCCCUGGAAAAAUUUCUUGAAGAUAGCUAA
Schistosoma curassoni is the source of this 1701-nucleotide messenger RNA. The record is from the annotation of a GenBank genome assembly. NCBI's taxonomy places the organism in Eukaryota, Metazoa, Platyhelminthes, Trematoda, Strigeidida, Schistosomatidae.